AUGCUAUUUUGGCUCUCAAUGCAUAGGAGCUCCUCAGUCGCAUCAUGGAGUCUGUCAUCCGGAUCAUGCUCUUGUGGUGAACCUGCCAAAAAUGAUGCCCAUAUCAGGCCACCCCAUCCGGCAUCAUCACCCACACAGUCUAAAAGCAGCAGCACGACCACACCAACAGCAUCCAGCGAGGAGACAGCAUCGCUCCACGAGCCUGAACAGUCGUACUAUUUGCCCUUCAGGCCCUCCCAGCAGCUCGCUCGUCUGCCAUUUCCCUCGAAAGUCUGGCAAAAGGCCGGGCCCAGCGGUAUAAGCGAGAACCGUCAGGAAGACAUACAGUCUUGGUUCAUUCAGAACCCAUAUCUGCGUCAUGAAGUUUUCACCGAUAGCAGUGCCGAGCACUAUGUCAAAGAAAAGUUUGCCAAGUUUCCCGAAAUCAUCGACAUAUACCAGGACUUGCAGGUGCCUAUCCUGAAAGCGGACUUUCUCAGACAAUUGAUUCUCUAUGCCGAAGGUGGCGUGUGGAGUGAUCUCGACGUGACAUGUCACCAGCCCAUCGACACAUGGAUUCCACACAAGUAUCAGAGUCAGACCAAUUUGGUGGUGGGCAUUGAAUUUGACGGUAACCAAUUUGCCAGCUGGACCGUCAUGGCGAAGCCGAGGACGGGUCAUAUCGCCGCGGUGAUUGAUUAUAUCAUGGAAAAGCUGGAGGAGACUGCCGUUGCAGCAAACACGACGAUAGCGGGACUCAAGAUGAAGGAUAUCGUGGAUGUGGUGGCGGUGACUGGUCCGCAAGCAAUGACGCAGGCUAUAUUUCGCAGUCUCUCUGUCGAAAUGAAUCAGACCAUUAGCGGAGAGAAUGUGUCACACUUGCACGAGCCAGUGCUACUGCAUGAUGUCUUAGUUCUCCCUAAUGCCGCCUUUGCCGCGUUGCAGGGGGACUGGCCUAAAGAUCAGGGGCCAUAUCUGGUUGAGCACCACUAUGCAGGGUCUUGGAAGAACAGCAAUGGGGGAGAAAAGUCAAGCUCGUCAGUGGAGUCAUCACAGGGUGAAAAGAUUGAAGCAGACAACUCAUGGCAUGAGGCUGGAUCAGAAGACACUGUUAAAACCGAAGUCAGAGACUCUUCUUAA
Messenger RNA from Penicillium oxalicum, 1119 nucleotides. Its product is annotated as glycosyltransferase family 32 protein. The record is from RefSeq and is a predicted model, not a curated record. The transcript has a single exon. Lineage: Eukaryota; Fungi; Ascomycota; Eurotiomycetes; Eurotiales; Aspergillaceae. Gene Ontology annotation, molecular function: alpha-1,6-mannosyltransferase activity. Bases 1 to 1119 code for a protein of 372 amino acids. Gene Ontology annotation, biological process: protein N-linked glycosylation. Gene Ontology annotation, cellular component: mannan polymerase complex.